Messenger RNA from Capsicum annuum, 2546 nucleotides. RefSeq names its product GTP-binding protein BRASSINAZOLE INSENSITIVE PALE GREEN 2, chloroplastic. The record is from RefSeq and is a predicted model, not a curated record. Lineage: Eukaryota; Viridiplantae; Streptophyta; Magnoliopsida; Solanales; Solanaceae. The coding region runs from base 182 to 1942 and encodes 586 amino acids. The transcript has 3 exons. Gene Ontology annotation, cellular component: mitochondrion. Gene Ontology annotation, molecular function: GTP binding.
AAAAUGACACAAUCUAAUUAUCAAACUAUUAAAUCCUUUGUUUUUUUUUUUUUGAAAAUGAACCCUAGCCAUUUUCUGAUAGCCCAAAACCCAACAAAUUCCAUAAACCUCAAAGUUAACCAAUGCCUCCUCAAACUCUUCACGACUACCUUAGUUUAACAGAAAAAACAACCAAACAACAAUGUUAAUCCGAUCACUCUCUCCAUCAAAACUGAAAAAACUACUACUCCCACUUUCCCUUACACCAUUUACACACAAAAAUUCAAUACUCAACUCUUCUCCUCCAAUUCUUGAAAAUGUUUCUACCUUAAACCCUCCUAAAACCCUUGUCCCACCUUUCUUGUUUAGCUUGAGAAACCUCUCAACACCUUCAAAGAUUCAAUCUUUAUCACUUUCUAGAGAUGGGAAUUUUGAGGAAUCCAUUUCUGAUGUUGUUUGCCCUGGUUGUGGUGUUAAAAUGCAAGAUUUUGACCCAAAACAACCAGGGUAUUUCAUCAAGCCUUGUGUUAAAGGCACAAAUUAUAAGACACCCAUUAACAAGAAUUCAAUUCUUGAUGAGCCAGAAGUAUCAUUUUCCCUCAAAAGGGGUUUGCUUAAUGGGCAUGAAAAUCAAGAAAAUGUUGAAAAACCAGUUCAGAUAGGUGAAAAGCCAGUUGUUUGUGCUAGAUGUCAUAGUUUGAGGCAUUAUGGGAAGGUUAAGGACCCGAGUGUGGAGAAUUUAUUGCCUGAUUUUGAUUUUGAUCAUACUGUUGGGAGGAGGUUGAUGUCUAGUAGUGGGGCGAGGGCUGUUGUUUUAAUGGUGGUUGAUGCAUCUGAUUUCGAUGGAUCGUUUCCUAGGAAGGUAGCUCAGUUAGUUUCUAGGACUAUUGAAGAGAAUUCGCGAGCGUGGAAAGAGGGGAAAUCGGGGAAUGUACCUAGAAUGGUAUUGGUAGUUACAAAGAUUGAUCUUUUACCUAGCUCAUUGUCACCUACUAGGCUUGAACAUUGGGUUAGAACAAGGGCAAGAGAGGGUGGGGCGAUUAGGUUGACAAGUGUACAUAUGGUUAGUGCAGUGAGGGAUUGGGGAGUGAAGAAUUUGGUUGAUGAUGUAGUGGGACUGGCUGGGUCAAGAGGGCAUAUUUGGGCAGUAGGAGCACAAAAUGCUGGGAAGAGCACGUUGAUCAAUGCAAUAGGAAAGUGUUCUGGUGGGAAUGUAAGUCAUUUAACGGAGGCACCGUUGCCGGGGACUACAUUGGGGAUACUGAGGGUAGAAGGGGUGCUUCCAGGGAAUGCCAAAUUGUUUGACACUCCAGGGCUUUUACAUCCCCAUCAGAUUUCGACAAGGUUGACUAGGGACGAGCAGAAGCUAGUUCAUAUAAGUAAAGAGUUGAAACCAAGGACAUAUAGAAUCAAGGUAGGACAUUCAAUUCAUAUAGGUGGGUUGAUGCGAUUGGACGUGGAAGAAAUAUCUGCUGAUUCUAUGUAUGUUACAGUUUGGGCAUCUCCGCUGAUUCCACUUCAUAUGGGGAGGACAGAGAAUGCCAGCACAAUGCUGGAAGAACAUUUUGGGCGUCAGCUGCAGCCGCCAAUUGGAGAGGGACGACGUGAGGAGCUAGGGAAAUGGUUGAAGAGGGAAUUUCAUGUGCGGGGAAAUAUGUGGGAUUCAAGUUCUGUUGAUAUUGCUGCUUCUGGUCUUGGUUGGUUUGCCAUUGGACUAAAGGGUGAGUCUAAAUUAGGUGUGUGGACAUAUGAUGGUGUUGAUGUCAUUGUUCGCAAUGCAUUACUCCCAAACAGAUCCUAUGAUUUUGAAGUUGCUGGCUUUACUGUUUCAAAAAUUGUUUCCACUGCUGACCGCACCUCAAAUAAGCAGCGCCAUAAAGAGAAGAAGAGGAAAUUGAGCGACUCUACUGCAGAAAACCCCACUGAACCAUCAACUGUCAAUGAGGCUUCAACUACUUGCUAACUGUGGUUGCAUUUACGAUCUGGCAAAAUCUUACUCAAAGACGAUACUUUACCUUCUCGAAGGAAAUGUACUUUGCUUAUCUCGGCACUGGAAUGCAGACCGAACGCGGGAAUAAUUGCCUACGUUACCUCACCAGGCCCUGGAUAAGCUGAUGCAUUUCUACAAUGAUUUUGCUUCCCUACAAAGACGAAACGCGGCAUCAAAACCAGAGAAAUGCAUUAAGCAAAGGUAUUCAAGGCCCACUAAUGGCAUUGGAGACCCCUUUUUCUGUGAUGGUUGUAUCCCCUUUAUGCUGUUCUGGCCUUCUUUAUACACAAAUUUUGGCGUUCAUUGAUGCCAUAAUGUUUCAUAACGUAAAUGAAGCUUCAUUAUACACAAAUUUUAGUGUUCAUCGAUGCCAUUACGUAAGUGAAGCUUCAUUAUAAACCAAUUUUGGUGUUCAUCGAUGCCACAAUGUCUCAUUAUGUAAAUGAAGCUCUAAAUGCUGAAGGAUACAUGUAUGUAACACAAACCAAAUUUUCGUUCUGCUCUACCAUAUAGAGAUUUGUUCAAGAUUUGAAGUUUGUUCUGGAUUUGAAGUUCAUGGAUUCUGAAGUUAAAUUUA